Molecule: messenger RNA, 336 nt
Organism: Necator americanus (New World hookworm)
Lineage: Eukaryota; Metazoa; Nematoda; Chromadorea; Rhabditida; Ancylostomatidae
Exons: 1
Coding region: 1-336 (111 amino acids)
Source: RefSeq, a predicted model, not a curated record
AUGUCGGAUAUUCACGUCAUCGGCAAAUAUUAUGAGUCUCGAUCCUACAACCAGUCCGACAUCGCAUCCAGCAUCACCAACUCAUCUGACGAGCUCCGAAAGAUAUAUACAACUGCACUAGAGGCAACACCUGAACUGAACACAGAAACGUGUGUGAACAUGAGAGAAAAAGAAAUCACAAAACCCGACUGCUUCACAGGAGUCGUACAAUGCAAUGCAAUAAGAGAAAGCAAAAAAGAGGUUUCUGUUGGUGAACGCGUAGUAAAAACGACACCCAGCGAGCAAGUGUCGCUAAACUACGCUCGAGCAUCAUGCCGAAUGAUCCAUGAAAAAUGA